Molecule: messenger RNA, 7076 nt
Organism: Cottoperca gobio
Lineage: Eukaryota; Metazoa; Chordata; Actinopteri; Perciformes; Bovichtidae
Gene: myt1la
Product: myelin transcription factor 1-like, a
Exons: 25
Coding region: 229-4143 (1304 amino acids)
Biological process (GO): regulation of transcription by RNA polymerase II
Cellular component (GO): nucleus
Molecular function (GO): RNA polymerase II cis-regulatory region sequence-specific DNA binding; DNA-binding transcription factor activity, RNA polymerase II-specific; zinc ion binding
Source: RefSeq, a predicted model, not a curated record
AGAGAGAGAGAGAGAGAGAGAGAGAGGAGAGAGAGAGAGGAGAGAGAGAGAGAGAGAGAGGCUGCAGACUUUCCGACCAGAGAGGAAGAGGAGAGGAAGAAGAGACAGAGAUAGAGGAGUCUCCAUCUUCGCCAUACCAAUCAUGACUCUGGAAGACGGCUUCUGAAAUUCUGUUUGGUACAAAAACUCUUCAGCUACAGAACCAGUGCCACACCGAGCUCUGACCAGAUGGAGGUGAAUGCGGUUAAAAAACGUCAUCGCACACGAUCCAAAGGAGUCAGAGCCGCCGUGGAAGCAGUGACACAGGAGUUAUUCAGCUGUCCCACUCCAGGCUGCGAUGGCAGCGGUCACGUCAGCGGGAAGUACGCCAGACACCGCAGUGUCUACGGCUGCCCGCUGGCCAAGAAGAGGAAGGCUCUGGAAAAACAACCACUGGAGCCAGCUGCCAAGAGGAGGCCCUUCCUCACCUCCUGCACGGGGGAGGAGGGGGAGAACGCCAGCGCCUACACCAGCUACCAGAAUGAAGCCAUGGUGGUGGGGGAAGGAGGGAAGGAGCAGGGGGAGGUAGUGGAGGAGGACGAGGAGGACGAGGAGGGGGGGAGAGAAGGAGAUGAAGACGGCGAUGUGGAGGACGAGUUCUCGGAGGACAACGAGGAGCAGGGAGAGGAGGAGGAAGAGGAGGAUGAGGUAGAGGUGGAGAGAGUGGAUACGACAAUGGGAGGAGAACGGGUUGAGGACGAGGAAGAGGAGGAGGAUGAGGAGGGGAUGUAUGAGGAGGAGGAAGAAGUGGAGGAUGGAGAUGAUGAGGAGGAGCAGGAUGAUGAGGGAGAGGAAGACGAGGAGGAGGAAGAGGAGGAGCCUAAUCGUCAGCAUGAGAACCACUACAAACCCAGUGGACAAUCAAAGCUCAUACCAAUCCAGAAGGACGACAACAACAACAACAGCUGCACCAUCAGCGCCGGUAACGGCACCGGAGAGGAUUACGAGAACUACGACGAGCUGGUCGCCAAGUCGCUGCUCAACCUGGGGAAGAUCGCCGAAGACGCUGCCUACCAGGCCAUGACCGAGUCUGAGAUGAACAGCAACUCUUCCAACAGCGCCGGGGAAGACGAUGAUGACGACGAGUUUGACUGCAGCAAUCAUGGCGACCGAAAGGGCGAACUGAGCGUGGACCUGGACAGCGAUGUUGUCAGGGAGACGGUAGAUUCCCUGAAGCUCCUGGCGCAGGGACACGGCGCCAUGCUGCCCGAGGACGGCUACUCAGAAGGUGUCAUGGUGGACGACAUGGGCCAUGCAAACGGGCGGUCCGGCGUGGGGGUGAGGGUUCAGGCAGAGGAGAGCGAGGAGGAGGUGUGUCUCAGCAGUCUGGAGUGUCUGAGGAACCAAUGCUUUGAUCUGGCUCGCAAACUAAGCGAGACACAAUCGUGCGAUCAUCCCGCCCUCCACGCCCUCCACCAUCAACUCCAAAUGCCAACAGACCACCAGGUGAUGCAUCACCUGAACAGGUACGACAGCUGCCAGCAGAGUGUCCAGGAGGAGCACAGGUCUCUGGAACGCAGCUACUCCGACAUGGUGAACCUGAUGAAGCUGGAGGAGCAGCUGAGCCCGGGCUCCAGAGGUUAUCCAACCAGCUGCAGCCAGGAGGGCGACGAAGACACCACGUCUGUGGCCUCCGACCGCUCGGACGAGACCUUCGACAUGGCCAAGGGAAACCUGUCGCUGCUGGAGAAGGCCAUCGCCCUCGAAUCAGAGAGGGCGAAGGUCAUGAGGGACCGUAUGGCCUCAGAGCAUUCGAUGCCCCGUCGGGAUCACCACCAUCAUCGAGGCCACGGCGAGCACAGCUCGAGGCUGAGCUGCGCUGGCGAGGAGCGCAAGUCCAGGAUGCACCACGACGGACUGAAGAGGGCGUACUACCCUAAAGACUCUUCUAGGGGGGAGAAAAAGGAGAGCAAGUGUCCGACGCCGGGCUGUGACGGGACUGGUCAUGUGACGGGUCUGUACCCGCAUCACCGCAGCCUGUCCGGUUGUCCUCACAAAGACCGAGUCCCGCCUGAGAUCCUUGCCAUGUAUGAGAAUGUUUUAAAGUGCCCCACUCCCGGCUGCUCUGGACGGGGUCAUGUCAAUAGCAACAGGAACUCGCAUCGCAGUCUGUCCGGCUGUCCCAUCGCUGCUGCAGAGAAGAUGGCGAAGGUCCAUGAGAAGACCCUGCCAGCUGAGAGCGGCAGUAAGACCAAUCAGACGUCAGACCGUGUCCUCAGGCCGAUGUGUUUCGUCAAGCAGCUGGAGAUUCCUCAGUACGGCUACAAAAACAACGUUCCGACCAGCACACCGAGGUCCAACCUGGCCAAGGAGCUGGAGAAAUACUCCAAGACCAGCUACGACUACGGCGGCUACGACGGCCAGCAUGGCAGCUACGGAAAAAGAGUUCCGACGACCAAGUCCCACCACGGGAGAGACACUUCCCCGAAGGGAUACGAUGUUAAGCGCUACUGUAAGACGUCGAGCCCGGCGAGCAGUACGACCAGCAGCUACGCUCCCAGCAGCAGCAGCAGCCUGAGCUGUGGCGGAGGAGGCGGUGGAGGAGCCGGUGGAGGAGGAGGAGGAAGCAGCGCCAGCAGCACCUGCAGUAAGAGCAGCUUCGACUACACCCACGACAUGGAGGCGGCCCACAUGGCGGCCACAGCCAUCCUCAACCUGUCGACCAGGUGCAGGGAGCUCCCGCACGCUCUGGGAGGGAAACCCCAGGACCUGCUGACACAGAUCUCAGCAGUCAACUUGAGCCCGGUUGGCGACCUAGACGACGGCGGCGCGGUGGAUGUGUCCGGUCAGCCCGGCGGUCCGGAGGGCAGCGGGACAGUGUUGACCCCCCUGCAGCCGAUGUCGCCCCAGCGGCAGGCUCUGCUCAGCAGCCGCUGCUACCAGCUGAGCGACACGGACUGCUGGGACCUGCCCGUCGACUACACCAAGAUCAAACGUCUGGGGGAUGAGCAGGACCACAAAGAGUCUUCUUAUUUCUCGUCCCUACACCAGAGCGACGAGCUGGAUCCCUUCCAGGAGCUGAUGGACGAGCAGCGCUACCCGGCCGAGGUCACCAUGCCCAGCCCCAAGCACCACAAGUACCCGCCCUGCAAGGAGAGCAAGAAGGAGCUCAUCACGUUGUCGAGCUGCCAGCUGGCCGACAAGAGCAUCCGCGGGAUGAUGACGACCAACUCACAGGAGCUCAGGUGUCCGACCCCCGGCUGCGAUGGAUCUGGACACAUCACUGGAAACUACGCCUCCCACAGGAGUCUGUCCGGUUGUCCACGAGCCAAGAAGAGCGGCAUCAAAAUUCUCCACAGCAAAGAGGACAAGGACGACCAGGAGCCAAUCAAGUGUCCGGUGCCGGGCUGUGAUGGACAGGGUCAUGUGACAGGGAAGUACGCCUCCCACCGCAGCGCGUCAGGCUGCCCCUUGGCAGCAAAGAGGCAGAAGGACAGCUACGUCAACGGCUCGCAGUUUGUCUGGAAAUCUGGAAAGACGGACGGCAUGAGCUGCCCGACCCCCGGCUGUGACGGCUCGGGACAUGUCAGCGGGAGCUUCCUGACCCAUCGGAGGUGGGCCCUCUCCGGUUGUCCCCGUGCCACCUCCGCCAUGAAGAAGGCCAGGAUGAGCGGCGUGGAGAUGCUGACAAUCAAGCAAAGAGCAAGCAAAGGCAUCGAAAAUGAUGAAGAAAUCAAACAGCUGGAUGAAGAAAUCAAAGAUCUGAACGAGUCCAACAAUCAAGUGGAGUCCGACAUGAUAAAACUGAGGACACAAAUCACCACUAUGGAGACGAGCCUGAAGUCCAUCGAGGAGGAGAACAAGGCGAUCGAGCAGCAGAACGACUCGCUGCUGCACGAGCUGGCCAACCUCAGCCAGUCGCUCAUCAACAGCUUAGCUAACAUCCAGCUUCCACACAUGAGACCGCUGCCACAGAAAGAGGCCCCAGUAAAACAUAACUGCUGUUUACAGAUGCCUCCCAGAGAGCCAAUGAAUGAACAGAACUUUGACACUUAUGUGAGUACAUUGACAGACAUGUACACUCACCAGGACCAGUACCAGAGCCCGGAGAACAAGGCGCUGCUGGAGAACAUCAAACAGGCCGUUCAGGGUAUCCAGGUUUAGCCCUGGCUGAGGCCAAAAUAACAAAUGCAAAGCAAAAACAACAACAAAAAAAGAGUUAAAAGAGGGUAAUGGGUUGUUUUUGCUGCUGUAAUCUACCAUAGUUCUUUUAAUUCUUCUGCUGUUAUGCUCUCAACUCCAUGGGUAUCUCUUUUUUUAUUAUUUUGAUUGUCGUUGCCUUGCUUUGAAAAACAAUUACCAACGUUUUAAACGAACAUUCACGUUUUGUACAUUUUCAUAUGACCUAAUAUAAUGUGAUGUACUGUUUAUAGCUGCUAAUGUAUGCACAUUCUAGUGUAUAUGUAUUUAUUGUAAGCUUGAAUCAUUUCUUAGUUUAAUGCGAUACAUCAAAAAACUGGGCGUCACGGGUUUAACGGGGAGCGGAGCGGCGAGGGGGAACCUGAAGAGCAAUCAUUUCCGAAAGGCUUUUCUCACGAGCUGUAAAGCUGGAGGUUUGGAUGUAAUUCAUUCAUUUUUGUAAUGUUUGGAAGUGGACACUAAUAUUACUGUAAAUCUUUGGCUAAAAUUAGGAGAAGAACCAAUGCUAUAAGCAAGAAGAUUUCAAACAUCAUGACACGGAAACUUACUGGUGCAAAUCCCAUCAUCCCCUUCGGAGUUGUUUCGUUUCAAACUGUUCUGUCGCUUUUCUUUGUUCGUGCGGAGAACGAAGCCGAAAGACCAAUGGCUACAGAAAAUGUAGGAGACAAUCUGCCAUUCUGAAUUUCUUUUAAUCAUCAACCUUGAACUAGCUAAUAGGACAAUGUGUCAGCAAUAUUGGUAUGAUAAUAUAAAAUCGUUUGUUUAGAUAUGGGAUGCAAUCUAUAUGAAAAAAUGUUUGGGUAUAUGCAAUUUCUUAUGAAUAUAACUAGCAAAGAGCUGAUAGAUCUUUUUACUAACUAUAAAUGUAUUGCGUUUUGUAUAACCUUUUACUACAAUCAUGUUUUAGGAAUCUGACGCGGGUGAAAGGACUUUGGUUCUGUCAUGUUCGACUUUGCACAGGGACACCUUUGUUUCCAUGUUUUGAUGUUUUUAUUGUCGAUUAAGAGGCACUUGGCAGGCGGAAGGAUUUGUAGAUAUGAUUUUUCUAUCUAAAGGCCGACAGCUCCACUGGACUUACAGGGUCAAACGUCCCCAUCCCUCAUUGUAUAUUGCACUCGUUCUGUAGAAAACGUCUUUCCGACCAUGCAUCUUAUUGUGUGAGCCGCAAUGGGACAUGAAGGAAGAUGAGAAGAUGAAGAGAAAGUAGAGCCAGCAGUCGGAACGCGACGUCUGCGCACUGAAUUUACCGACUGAGUAUUUGAUCUGAAUCGGCCUUACGAUGACAGUUGGUCUGAAAUCACAGUACUGAUGGAAAAUGUUUUCUGAACACCGUCGAUCAUGCAUGCACUUUAUUGGAGUAUGUCAAAGUAUUAUCACGUGGUAAAUGAAGCAAAAACUGUACAGCGAGUUUGUGGAAACUGUGACUUCGACAAGACUUUGUGCUGGUGGUUCCUGUUUGAAAGCAACUUGGAACAAAUUUCACUGAGUUGAUUUGUUAUUUAAAGGAAAACUCCCCGUCCGGUGUCUGAGAGCAGAAGGAACCACAGCGUUUGAAACAUCCUCAGUGUUGGAAAUGCUCCAUUUGUACCCACGUACAACAUAGUGUUGCGAAUGACAAUUUUAAAACAUGAAUGCAUGGUUGCAUUUUAAAUAUGAGAAAUGUUUCUCUUUGUACAAAUAGAGUCACAACAUGCAAGAGUUAUCUCGUGGGGAGACUGUCGGCUGAAUACAAGAGCAAAAGAUGAACAGAUAUGUUAACAAAUAUUUUAGUCAAAGGAGCACGUGUGUGUGUGUGACGAAGGGAACUGCAACUCCCAAUGUGCAUUGUGGGGAUAAACAUCCAAUCACAGAGCUUAGAAUUCUGCUUUGUGCGAUCGUCCUUCAGGAAGAACGGAAACUAAAAGAUUAUUCUUUUUGUAAACUGCAGCUCAAAUGCUCCGUCUGGUUCAGUGUCGUACCUCGACCUCAACUCUAAACUCUAAAAUGAGCUGUUUGAGAUUUCCUACAUUUCCCAGAAUGCCUUGCAAUAGAGAAAGAGAUUAAACUUUUUUGGUAAAUGAGGAUAAAAUGAAAUAAAAUACGUCGAGAACAUUUGUUGAGUGGUCAUGAAAACGUGGGUUUGAAUUACGCACUUUCUCUCACUUAUAACCACAAAGUUUGGAUUUCUGUUUCCUAAUGUAAAGACAUUAAAGUAGAAACUCAAUUUGUAACUUCAACCGAAUCAAAACCAUCUCAUUGGUGACUGAGGGACUAAUCCCUAAAAGGUGACGUUUAAUACUUUUCAGAAACAUAAACACCAAACUGCUAACGGGGAGUUUUCCUUUAAAGAUGCUUCUUUUUUGGACUUUUACUGCAAAGCCUCAUUCCCUGACUUCACAUCUCUGUCCAAAGCUUUGUGUCUGCAGCUUCCUGCCAGUAAACUUCUGCAUUAGAUAGACUGGCAGCUUGUAUUUUUUAUUUAGUGGGUUAUUCUUACUGAUAACAAAGGAAAUGGGAGUUAAAGCACAAUUCUGCCACUUAAAGACAAGUCAAUAGACUAGAUAUUGUAAUAUCAGAUGUAAAAGCUAAACUGUAACUAUUUACAUAGAGAAUCUCAACACUAACAUGUGACAUGCUAGAAUGCAAAAGAAAUCCAUAUGAAUAUUUGUGAAAUCAUCAGUUUAUGAAAAUGUUAGUUUCUUUUCAGCGGUGCAUUGAUAAGGGGUUUUUAUACAACAUUCAUUUUCUCUCCUUUUGCCCCUUUUUCUGUGACACUCGCAAACUUUCAACAACAGUUUUCUUACCACAUGGCAUGGGUUUUGUUGAUAUUUUAAUUUGACUUGUGAAGUUUGUACAAUUUUUAUCAUGCUGGUGUUGGCAUCUCUUGCUCUGAAUAAAUCUUGUGUUGCAACACUGAA